AAAAAUUGUUUUUUCAUUGAUUUUCUGAUGUUAUCCAAAAAUUGUAACUAUUUGAUUUCAUCCUUAAAAAAUAAUAAUAUUGGUAACAAUAAUAGUAGUAAUAAUAGCAGUGAUAAUAGUAGUAGUAGUAGUAAUAAUGAUGACAAUAGUAAUAAUAAUAAUAAUAAUAAUAAUAGUAAUGAUAAUAGUAGUGAUAAUAAAAGCAGUAAUGAUAGUGGUAGUAGUAGUAAUAAUAAUAAUGGUAGUAAUAAUAGUAAUAAUAAUAGUGGUAAUAAUAAUGAUAAUAAUAUUAUGUUUGUAUAUAAAACAAAAUCUUUAACAGAUUCAUAAUCCUUUUUAUUAAUGAAUACACUUUUAUUGUAAAUAUUAAAUCGAAUAAAACGAAAACUGGGGUAAAUAUCAAAUGGGAAAAACGAGAACAUAAUGGAAAAAGAAAAAAGAAAGAAAAUCACGAAUGAUAUAAACA
This is a messenger RNA of Schistosoma haematobium, 466 nucleotides long. RefSeq lists its product as uncharacterized. The transcript has a single exon. The coding region runs from base 28 to 330 and encodes 100 amino acids. Lineage: Eukaryota; Metazoa; Platyhelminthes; Trematoda; Strigeidida; Schistosomatidae. The record is from RefSeq and is a predicted model, not a curated record.